UUCCUGUCACCAGUGUUUGGGGAGGACUGUUAUUCUGUAUAACUUACUCUGUUUACGACGUCUGUGAGUAGCGUAGCAGCUCAGAAAUAAAAUAACUUAUUUACCGAGGGCAUAUAUCCGAUAGCUGUUCCACGGAAUCGUUUGGCUGCUCUAAUAGAAUCGAGUUUUCCCCACGCAGACUUAGUUGUGUGUUUGUUGGAAACAAUAUGCCAGUAGCAGCCGCACAGGCUCGUCCGGUGUAACGCACAAUGCCGCUCGCUCCUGCCAACCAGUCCCAGCUAAUUCGAGCCGAACAGAAGGACGAGUACUAUCAAGCCUUCCUUAGAAACAACGCAAAUGAAGCUUUUCAAACACUUGUCGGAUCCAAAAAAUGGCUCGACUGGAGGAAGGAAGUUGAGCUUUUUUCAGACGUAGCUUAUUUUGGUUUGACCACACUCUUAGGUUACCAGACCUUGGGUGAGGAGUAUGUCAACAUCAUCCAAGUUGACCCCAGUAAAAGACGCAUCCCUUCCCCAAUCAGACGCGGCGUUUUUGUUUUCUGCCACACAUUCCUGCCCUACCUCUUGGACAAGGUUUUGGUAUGUUUGGAGAAUGAGCUCGAAGGCCCACAAGAGCCCGGCUGCGGUAUCAGACGGAGGCAGGCAUCAUCGGGGGCUUGGAGCCUUGAGCUAUGGCUGAGGAGAGGCAUGCGGAGGGCAGUAGGACUGUUGUCAGAACCCCAGAAGAGAAAGUGUUUGCCAGCUGUGUUUGUCCUCCAGCAGACAGUGACCCUCCUGCACAGAUUCCACGUGGCUCUCUUUUAUGUCAGCGGCAUUUUCUAUCAACUGUCCAAGAGAACUUCUGCAAUCAGCUACCUUCGUGUUGCAGGGGCGCAUAGUGAUGACGGGACCAUCAGGAGCUGCUACAGGCUGCUUGGCGCCAUCUCCCUCAUCCAGCUGCUCAUCACAGUGUCUCUGCAGCUCAACAACUUUCGACAGAGACAGAGAGCCAGGCAGGAGUGGAAGCUCUACAGGAACCUCACUGGAAGUCCACAGCAAAACGAAGAAAAGAAGUCGACGUCCAGGGCCGCACGGUGCAUCCUUUGCCUGGAGGUGCGCAGACAUCCGACUUCUACGCCCUGCGGACACCUCUUCUGCUGGGAGUGCAUCACAGAGUGGUGUAACACCAAGGCAGAGUGCCCCCUGUGCCGUGAAAAGUUCCAGCCUCAUAGACUCGUGUACCUGAGGAACUACAGCUAGAAGACGCAUACACUGCUGCUGGAUUCAGUUCAUUGUAAAAAAAAUAAUUAAUUUAAACACAAAUGGACUCAUGCCUAGCCACAAAAACAAAAUGUAAAAUAAUAUUUUCCAGAAUGAAGCUUACUCUGUUGCAAACUAUGUACAACAGAUAGACGGGUAUCUUAUCUUUGAAAUGACAAUUGUGCCUUUUUCAUGAAGAGAUGAAGAAUUCCAUUUUGAUUGCAUCAGUCAAUAAUACUGAAACACUUGUUUAACGACACAUGAAAGUACAACAUCAUAAAUUCAGUGGUCCACCAUGAUUUGUCAUUAUUGAAUGAACAUGGGAAUAAAAAACAAUGAGACA
Messenger RNA from Syngnathoides biaculeatus (alligator pipefish), 1581 nucleotides. RefSeq names its product peroxisomal biogenesis factor 10 (gene pex10). Gene Ontology annotation, biological process: protein import into peroxisome matrix. Gene Ontology annotation, molecular function: zinc ion binding. NCBI's taxonomy places the organism in Eukaryota, Metazoa, Chordata, Actinopteri, Syngnathiformes, Syngnathidae. The record is from RefSeq and is a predicted model, not a curated record. The transcript has 6 exons. Gene Ontology annotation, cellular component: peroxisomal membrane. The coding region runs from base 249 to 1238 and encodes 329 amino acids.